Messenger RNA from Seriola dumerili (greater amberjack), 3643 nucleotides. It is a transcript of the gene abcd1, whose product is annotated as ATP-binding cassette sub-family D member 1-like. Lineage: Eukaryota; Metazoa; Chordata; Actinopteri; Carangiformes; Carangidae. Gene Ontology annotation, molecular function: ATP hydrolysis activity; ATP binding; long-chain fatty acid transmembrane transporter activity. Gene Ontology annotation, biological process: long-chain fatty acid import into peroxisome; peroxisome organization; fatty acid beta-oxidation. The record is from RefSeq and is a predicted model, not a curated record. The coding region runs from base 707 to 2959 and encodes 750 amino acids. Gene Ontology annotation, cellular component: peroxisomal membrane. The transcript has 17 exons.
CUUUCUCCCGCGACAUUAAACUCCGUUAACCGGGUUAAAGAUUAAGUAAAACGACAGCGUCUUAGAGGAGGAACAUAAGGAAUUAGAGUACGUGUCCUGGUCAGACCCGGACCACAAGGACCGGAUCAGACCGUUAAACAAAAAUCUUUUCAUGUUCACAUCAGAGGAACAACAAAGUUCCUGCUGUUAGCGGCUAGCUUUGUUAGCAUCGCUCCGUUAGCUGCAGGGUAUUUAAACUCGAUUUAAAAUCUUUGUUUGGUUCGGUUUCGACACCGCGGACCCGGACCCGGAGUUAACGGUCGAUAGACAUCUAAAGAAAACGGGUUUAUGUCUGACACGAUGAGUAAAGGCAGUUGUGUACUGUUAGCCGGCUGCUACACAGUCUUUACCGAAGCUAACGGUAACCGGAGCUAACUAACCAGACUCACAGAAUCAGACUUACCGGGUUUUAUCGGUGUGAACAGUCGGCCAUAAUACAAGUGGGUGUAAAGGACGGAGCGGAGACACGGGACAUUACCGUCACCGUUUAUGACCGCUAUCACAGCUCCCAGGUCGAGGGUCAGCCCCAGAGUUCAUCAUGUUGUUUCCAUGACGACAACCCUGCUGUCUCAGUGGACCCCUCUGGGACCAAGUUCAGUUUGGACUCCUCCUGUGAUGCACUUCUGUUUCUUUCCCCUGAUUGGUCACCUGUCACCUCUCUGUCAGCAUGCAGCUGACCUAUCAGAAGCUACCGGCUCAGCUGAGGCGGAGCUCCAGACUCAGGAAGCUGAUGGCCGUGCUGCUUGCCGCCUAUGCCGUCAAAAAAAUGUCCCCGUAUGUCUGGAGGAGGAUACAGAGGAGUGCAGAAGGUAAACAGCUGGGUGAAACUAACCUCCCUGUGGGUGUGGCCACCACCUCCAGCUCUGUGGGAAACAGCACAGAGAAGAAGAAGAAGCAGAAAAGUGACAGCAGGUCUCCAUCAGUGAACAAGGAGUUUGUCCUCAGACUGUCUCGUCUGUUGAAGCUCUUGUUUCCACGGUUACUGUGUCCAGAGGUCGGUCUGUUGGUUUUACACUCUGUCACUCUGAUGUCCAGGACCUUCCUAUCCAUCUACGUCGCUGCUCUGGAUGGAUUGAUAGUUAAGACUAUAGUUCAGAAGGAUCCUCGGGCCUUCGUGCUGCAGCUCUCUAAGUGGCUACUCAUCGCAGUUCCUGCAACGUUCAUCAACAGCACCAUCAGGUUCCUGGAAGGUCAGCUGGCCCUCAGCUUCAGGAGCCGAUUGGUCAACCAUGCCUACCAGCUGUACUUCACCAACCAGACUUAUUACCGGGUCAGUAACAUGGAUGCUCGUCUGUCCAAUCCCGAUCAGUCUCUCACUGAGGACAUCGUCAUGUUUUCAGCCUCCGUUGCUCAUCUCUACUCCAACCUGACCAAACCCAUCCUGGACGUGGUUGUCACCUGCUACACCCUGCUGCGCACCGCCCACUCUAAAGGAGCAAACACCACAUGGCCGUCUGUUAUUGCCGGCCUGGUGGUGGCACUCACCGCCAAAGUCCUGCGCUCCUGCUCGCCUCGAUUUGGGAAACUGGUGUCCGAGGAGGCGAAGAGGAAAGGAGACCUGAGAUACAUGCACUCACGCAUCAUCGCCAACUCUGAGGAGAUCGCGUUCUAUGGAGGACACAAGGUGGAGAUGGCCCAGCUGCAGAGGAGCUACAUGUCUCUGUCGUCUCAGAUCCAUCAGAUCCUGUUAAAGCGACUCUGGUACGUCAUGUUGGAACAGUUCCUCAUGAAGUACGUGUGGAGUGCCUCCGGCCUGGUGAUGGUCGCUGUGCCCAUCAUCACCGCCACAGGAUACUCCAAAUAUGAUUCUGAGGAGGUGAAGCAGGCGGCUAUGGUGAUGAAGGAAGAGGAGUUGGUGAGUGAGAGGACGCAGGCCUUCACCACGGCCAGAAACCUCCUCAACGCUGGAGCAGACGCUGUGGAGAGGAUCAUGAGCUCAUACAAGGAGGUGACAGAGCUGGCAGGUUACACAGCUCGUGUCUCUGAGAUGUUGGAUGUGUUUGAAGAUGUGAAUCAGGGAAUCUACCGCCGCUCUGCAGACAGAGAGGAGGAGGAGUCACCAGCAGGAGGCGCAGCUGUGGUUCAGCACGGUCAGAGAGUCUGUGGUCGACUGCAGAUCAGAGGUCAGGUGAUCAGUGUGGAGAAGGGGAUUCGCUGUGAGAACCUGCCAAUCAUCACACCGACUGGAGACGUGGUGGUGUCCAGCCUUAACAUCAAGAUGGAUGAGGGAAUGAAUGUGUUGAUCACAGGUCCAAACGGCUGUGGGAAGAGUUCUCUGUUCAGGAUCCUCAGUGGACUGUGGCCUGUUUAUGGAGGAGUCCUGUACCGUCCAGAACCACAGCACAUGUUCUACAUCCCUCAGAGGCCCUACAUGUCAGAGGGGACCCUCAGGGACCAGGUGAUCUAUCCAGAUUCGGUGGAGGAGAUGGUUCAGAGGGGGAUCACUGAUUCAAAUCUGGAAGAGAUCCUCCGGACCGUCCACCUGGUGUACAUCCUGGACCGUGAGGGAGGCUGGGAGUCUGUCAGUGACUGGAAAGACGUUCUUUCUGGAGGAGAGAAGCAGAGAAUGGGGAUGGCUCGUAUGUUCUACCACCGCCCUCGGUACGCUCUGCUGGAUGAGUGUACGAGCGCCGUCAGCAUCGAUGUGGAGGGAAACAUCUUUCAGGCUGCAAAGGAUGCUGGGAUAGCUCUGCUUUCAAUCACACACAGACCCUCUCUGUGGAAGUACCACUCUCACCUGCUUCAGUUUGAUGGAGAAGGAGGAUGGAGGUUUGAACCUCUGGAUGCCUCCACUCGUCUCUCUCUGCAGGAGGAGAAGCAGCGUCUGGAGAACCAGCUGUCUGGGAUUCCUAAGAUGCAGCAGAGACUGGCAGAGCUGUGUGUCCUGCUCGGGGAGAGAGAGGGGGAGGAGGAGGAGUGAACAGAUGAAGAGGAGCCGCUCUCCUGAGUUUAAACUGGGAUAGAAGAAAUGUGCUGCUUUUACUGGUUACCAUGGAAACACACACAGCGGGUCGAUCAUGUGACUGAAACUGAUGUUAAACUUAAAUAUGAUGUGAAACCCUGUUUUAUCCUACUGGACUGGGCUGGGCUGGGCUGGGCUGGACUGGUCCGGUCUCUUCUGGUCGGGUCUGGUCUACAGGAUUUGCUCUCUGCAGUCAGGCCCCAGAUAAACAUCUAUAAAUCCUCCCAGAAAUCACAUUAUAACAUUAUGCUGCAAUUCACCCCCCCUACCCCCAUCAUGCCCAGAGGUCCCUCUUUGAGGUCAUGUGAUUUUUAAUUGUGCCAUUUUUAAUCUUUUACUGUUUAUACAAUCAAAUGUUUUUACAGAGAAACUGUUAUAUAUUAUAAUUAUUAUACUCAAUCAGCUGAUCAAUCAAUCAAUAAACUGCUGCUGAGGAGUUUAAAUGAUAAUGUUCAGAUGAACUUUAUUUAGUACAAAAUUAUAAUAACCUUUAUGUGUGUCAAGCUUUUCAAAAUAAAGUCACAAAUAAUUUAGACAAAACAAAGAAGUUUGAACAUAAAGAAUAAAAUGAGUACACAGAAACCUGUUGUUUUUAAAGUUCCUGCUUCUUAUUCUCAUCUGGUCUCUUCACACUUUAAAACU